Salmo salar (Atlantic salmon) is the source of this 4334-nucleotide messenger RNA. RefSeq names its product dynamin-1-like protein. The record is from RefSeq and is a predicted model, not a curated record. Gene Ontology annotation, biological process: mitochondrial fragmentation involved in apoptotic process; intracellular distribution of mitochondria; endocytosis. Lineage: Eukaryota; Metazoa; Chordata; Actinopteri; Salmoniformes; Salmonidae. Gene Ontology annotation, molecular function: GTPase activity; GTP binding; microtubule binding. Gene Ontology annotation, cellular component: microtubule; membrane; cytoplasm.
CGCCACUCAAAUCUGUCGCCAAUUGGAUGGAAACCAAGCUACAGUAACAUUGGUGCGUCAUGAUGUCAACGCUUGUAAAUGUAGUUUAUUUUUGUACUUUAUUACAUUUUUUUUUACUGUUCCUUUGACAGUUUCCCUAUGUAAAAACUCCAAGUCCCAUAAUGCAACGCUGAAUAUUAUUAUUUUUUUGCGCAGUUUUCAGGGCAGUUUACAUUGUAACCGUGUGAGGGACAUUGGAUGACUUUGUGCCUGUGGUUAGCAGGGUUGCUUUUUUUAGUUAGUCCAUUUAUUUGGCAGGUAUAGCUUUUUCAGAGCUAUGGAGGCCCUUAUCCCGGUCAUCAACAAAUUACAAGAUGUGUUUAAUACAGUUGGCGCGGACAUUAUCCAACUGCCGCAGAUUGCUGUUGUUGGAACGCAGAGCAGUGGGAAGAGUUCAGUGCUAGAGGCUCUGGUGGGGAGAGACCUUCUGCCCCGUGGUACUGGCGUUGUCACCCGUCGGCCCCUCAUCCUCCAGCUGGUCCAUGUGGAUCCAGAGGACCGCAGGAAGACCAGCGAGGAGAAUGACCCCAAUGCUUGGAGAAACAUGCGCCUUUACCAAGGUGUCGACGGAGAGGAAUGGGGCAAAUUUCUACACACCAAAAACAAGAUCUACACAGACUUCGAUGAAAUCCGUCUCGAGAUCGAAGCUGAAACGGAAAGAGUUUCUGGCAAUAACAAGGGAAUCACGGAUGAACCCAUACACCUGAAAAUCUUCUCCCCUCACGUAGUCAACCUCACACUGGUGGAUCUGCCAGGUAUCACAAAGGUGCCGGUGGGAGACCAGCCCAAAGACAUAGAGGUGCAGAUCAAAGACUUGAUAGUGAAGCACAUCUCUAACCCCAACUCUAUCAUCUUGGCUGUGACUGCUGCCAACACAGACAUGGCCACCUCAGAGGCCCUCAAAGUGGCGCGCGAGGUCGACCCUGACGGCAGGAGGACGUUGGCUGUGGUGACCAAACUGGACCUGAUGGAUGCUGGGACAGAUGCCAUGGACGUACUGAUGGGUCGGGUCAUCCCUGUCAAACUGGGCCUCAUAGGAGUGGUCAACAGGAGUCAGCUCGACAUCAACAAUAAGAAGUCAGUGGCCGACGCCAUCCGUGAUGAAUAUGCCUUCCUACAGAAGAAGUACCCCUCCCUCGCCAGCAGAAAUGGAACCAAAUACUUAGCCAGAACGUUGAACAGGUUGUUGAUGCAUCACAUUAGAGACUGUCUCCCAGAGCUGAAGACUCGUAUCAAUGUGCUGGCGGCCCAGUACCAGUCCCUGCUGAGUAGCUAUGGUGAACCUGUAGAGGACCAGAGCUCUACUCUGCUGCAGCUCAUCACCAAGUUCGCUGCAGAGUACUGCCACACUAUCGAGGGCACCGCUAAGUACAUAGAGACAACAGAACUGUGUGGUGGAGCACGAAUCUGUUAUAUUUUCCAUGAGACGUUUGGUCGGACGCUGGAGUCCGUCGACCCGCUGGGAGGUCUGACCACCAUAGACGUGCUAACAGCAAUUAGGAAUGCUACAGGCCCGCGGCCAGCCCUGUUUGUACCUGAGGUGUCAUUUGAGCUGCUGGUGAAGAGACAGGUGAAGAGACUGGAGGAGCCCAGCCUGCGCUGUGUAGAGUUGGUUCACGAAGAGAUGCAGAGAAUCAUCCAGCACUGCAGCAACUACAGCACACAGGAGCUGUUGAGGUUUCCUAAGCUCCAUGAUGCCAUAGUAGAAGUGGUCACAUCCCUCCUCAGGAAAAGGUUACCAGUCACCAAUGAGAUGGUUCAUAACUUGGUGGCCAUCGAGUUGGCCUACAUUAACACCAAACACCCUGACUUUGCUGAUGCCUGUGGCCUCAUGAACAACAACAUAGAGGAACAGAGACGUAACAGAAUGAGAGAGCUGCCCUCGUCUGUUCCCCGGGAUAAGUCCUUUAAGGGCCCAGGUGUUGAGUCUCUCUCCCCCACUGGUCUUCCUCCCCCAGAAGGAGAAAGAUCCAAGGCUGCAGGUGGGGGUUCCCAGGGAGACCAGGAUGUAGGGACAGGGAACUGGAGGGGCAUGUUGAAGAAGGGAGAGGAGGGGAUCGGCGGAGACAAGUCCAUGCUCCAGACCUCUAACCCUGGCAGCCCUCAGAGGGGCCACGCCGUCAACCUGCUGGAUGUGCCUGUUCCCGUUUCCAGGAAGCUGUCGGCCAGAGAGCAGAGGGACUGUGAGGUCAUCGAGAGGCUUAUCAAGUCCUAUUUCCUCAUCGUCAGGAAAAACAUCCAGGACAGCGUGCCCAAGGCGGUGAUGCACUUCCUGGUGAACCAUGUAAAGGACAGCCUGCAGAGUGAGCUGGUGGGUCAGCUGUAUAAGGCUGGUCUGCUGGAUGACCUGCUCACUGAGUCGGAAGACAUGGCCCAGAGACGCAACGAAGCUGCAGACAUGCUCAAGGCCUUGCAGAAAGCCAGUCAGGUGAUAGCUGAGAUCAGAGAAACACACCUGUGGUGAGGUCCUCUACCUCCGUACUCCCUCCCUCCUACAUGGACCCUAAGCACUGAACCCUGUUCUGUCUCAAACUCACCUGGACUGCAGAGACGGCCAACUUGGAAAUACACUGGUGUCAAUUUGUGUUUGAGUAUCAAUUCUCCAUCCUUCUGAAGUUGUCACUUCCACACUCCCCUGUCAUGUUUUUAAAAGCAAUGGAUUGGUGUAAGCCUUGGCUGGAGGGAGUUUCAACCAAAUCCAUGACCGGGAGUGUAAAACGACACACUUCUGGUAAUGAGUGGAGAAUGGGGACACACAUUUGGAAAUAGUUGUAGAUUGUAUUAUAUGGACUUGAUCUAUACAGUAUCAGUCUUCACCUGCAUCACAUCGCACACCACAUGAUCUUUCAUAUGUAAGUAUUAUAUUGAUGAACGUGUGAGGUCUACCUCCUGAAUAAUGUGGAGCUAAAUUAAAGAUGUUUACUCCAGUUUCUGGCUUGCUGGAAUGUAUGCUGAGACUUGUAAAUGCUGUCUGUCUUCGUCAUGUUUACUGAUCUAUUGUCUCGCAUGCCUGUGCUACUGCUGAAAAGGUCCUUACAUGGUAUCUCUCAUUUGUGUUGCUGAUAUUUACAAAGAGCAGAGAAAUGCCACUCUGACGUAGAAUAAGUGUUAUUUGUUGGUUGAAAGCACCAUAAUGCAGCUGCAAAACGUACACUUCCAUGUUCUCUGAAUGUGGUUUGACGUCUUUUCACCAAACAAUGCUACACCGUCUCAUGUAUCUGUCGCUAAAUGUGUUUAAGAUAUCUAGGGUAUUCAUGAGGUCAUUUGUCCUACUAUAUUGAUCAUGAUAAUUCGUUGUCAUACCCACAAUACCAUGUGGUAAACUAUUGGUAGUAAAGGCAGAAUUGUGUGACAUGUCUAACUUGAAGUGGCAGGUUUAUUCUGUAUGUUCUCAAAAAGUGGUACCAGGGUUGAAUGAGUCAUUUAUUGACUUGUGAUCCAGUCUGCUGUUAUACCAGACGGAACAAUAAACAUCAACACGUAUACAGACACAUUAUCAUCAUGGGCCGAUCUCCAGUCACGGCUGCCUGCCCUCGACCAUGGCGGCUGCUCCUUUACCUCACACGGCCCAUCUUCUUGCCUCGACCUUUGGCGCUGAGGGGCAGGAAGGGGUUAAGAAAUCUGAAUCACUUGGCAGCCAGGUAGUAAGCCCAGUAGUGAACGUCUCUGUUGCAGCACUUCACUGCAUUCUGAGUCUAACGCUUCACCCAGAAGUGUGCACUUGUUCUCACUCCCUCUCAUGCAAGGGGGAGUCAGAGACUGGUGGGAAAAGUGGUCCAUUUCUGGGUCAAGUGUGAAUAAGUUGAAUGGUUUGUCAGUCCAUCAGGAUUUUACUUCUUUUGGCUUGAUGUUUAUCAUUAAAUAGUUUUAUUGUGCUGUAAUUUCAGACCAGACCAUGUUGGCAGUUUGCAUCGUCACCACUUACAAUGUCUUCAAGCUAUCGUGCAGUGAUCAUGCUGUAUGCAAUGCGCACAGACGGACAUAGGCAGUGUAAGCGAUGGUCAUGGCUGUUUCUUUGGUUUCAAUCAAUGUUUGUUCCACUGGUCAUUAAAUGACCCUCCCUGCUUGAGAGUUUGAAAGGAAUGAUGGGAAAUGGAGUUGAUAGAAUGGCAACCAGUGACUCAGCCCAAUUAAAAUGAAAACCACAAUGCUGGGUCUUGUUCAUUAGGCACAACAUGGAAGAAACUGUUCCAAACUGUACUCUGUACUUGUCCAAUAAGAGAUGCUUGUCUGUUUAUUAGUCUACGUGUUUUUUCUUUUCAUUUUGUACCCUAAUAAACACGACUCAGAAUUUC